AUGACGAAGGUAGUCAAGGCUCGUGAUUUUAUCUAUGCAAAUGGAAAUAUAGUAGAUGGUGUCAAGGUAGACCAUACCCUUGGAGAGGGCUCUUGGGUGCCUACUCUGAAUCAAUUUGCCCAGAAACUUGGACUGCUCAGCUUCGACUCAUUCCGCAUGCUCGUAGUUGAUUUCAUGCAUGAGUGCAAGCUGGGCACUUGGAAGGCGUUGUUCACACACCUGCUUAGGCUCCUCCACGCCCUUCCUCGCGGUAGUGAACUUGUGGCAGCCCUCGACAGCAGGUACAGGGAUCUCGUCCCGACCUUCGGCAACGGCAUGAUUUGCAAGUUCUCAAACAACACGUCUGAUAUGAAAAGAUUAGCAGCGCAUGAUUUCGAGGACAUAUUACAGGUUUUUCUUUGUUACCCCUAG
Suillus subalutaceus is the source of this 411-nucleotide messenger RNA. RefSeq lists its product as uncharacterized. The record is from RefSeq and is a predicted model, not a curated record. The transcript is spliced from 3 exons. The coding region runs from base 1 to 411 and encodes 136 amino acids. NCBI's taxonomy places the organism in Eukaryota, Fungi, Basidiomycota, Agaricomycetes, Boletales, Suillaceae.